AUACUACCGUGAGUGGUCGAUCCAGCUCUAAAAGUUGCUAUUUUGCCAGAUAAAAAUUUACAAAAUCAUUGCGAGAGCCUUCGAAGUCGUCGCCCAUGAGAAAGUUGUGAGGGGGAAUCCCAGUGCUGUCGUAACCGAAUCCCCGUUAGGCGGACAUGAAAGCUGCUGCCUGGACAUCGCCCCACCAGCAGUGAUUCACGGCGUUGACAUUGAAAAACAAAUGCAAUGCCAGCGCUCUGGGCGUGAGCAGACGGAAGGGGAGCAGGAAGGAGCAAGGAUACAGCCACUGGGUCGAUCGAAGCAGCCCCAGCCCCAGCCCCACUGACCAACCAUCUGGAGCACCGGCCGCCAAGAUGCCCUGCGAGAGCUGCGGUGUCGAGUUCACCGUCUUUCGUCGCAAGCGCGCUUGCUUCGACUGCAAACGCUACUAUUGUGCCAACUGCAUCGUGGCCAGGCGCUGCCAGCGAUGCUCUGUCUUUGCCCAGCGCCCGCUGCUCAGAACGGAUCUGCUGAAGCUCAAGCCUAAGGAUCUGAUAUUCUAUCUGCAGUCCAAACACAUCUCGACUGAGGGCUGUCUAGAGAAAGAGGAGCUGGUCGGUCUGGUGCUGGCUCAUGUGGCCCAGAUGGACACCGGACACCGCGGCUCGAACGCCUCCACCAAUAGUCCGGGUCGUGGCCAGGCCAACCCCAUCGACAACCUCAAGCAGUCGUGCCAAAACUUCUUCACCAACCUGACCGACAACCUAAGCGAUUCGUUCGCCGCGUUCGAUUCCAAGGCUAGCACCAAGCCGACGGAGAGCAGGCAGCCCGCGGAGGCUCCUUCACAUAUAUUUGAGCAGCCGCGAGUGUCCACGCGCGAGAUUCCCACAUACGCCAGUUCUGUGAACGGGGAUCAGCGCAGUGGCUCGGUCCACGUCCAGCCAUCUGCCAGCGUUAAUGGGGGCAGUCAGAGCAGCAGCAGUCCCUCAACUUCCACGCCGGCAUCGAGUAAUCACGAUGCCAACGGCUCGCCAAGCAGCCCCAUAAAUAGCCAGGUCCGCGGCUCCCAAGGGUCCUCUCAGGGCCGACCGGCCAAUGACGAAAUCCGUGAUAGCAAGACCGACGACUGCGAGUGCUCGGACGACGAGAUUAUGGCCACGUUCAGCGAGCGCGUAUCGCUAUCGCUCCGAACCGACACCAGUGGUCGGGUGAAUGUACCACCAGUGCCAAAUUCUGACGCUGCCCUGGAGGCGGUCUUGGAUGGCCCUGGGGGCUCAGCCACUGCCAACAACAACAGUCCGGCCUGCUCCAAGCCUGGCUCGAGCAGUUCUAAGGCGGAUGCCUCGUCACAGUCGAGUUUCGAAGAGCUGGGCGCCAUCGGCGGCAUCUCCGACGAGAGUAAAGCCACCACAGACACCAACAGCAGCCACUUGGACCAGUGGCAGGUGCUAGAGGUGAACAGGAUCGAGGCUGUGGAGGAAACGCCGACCACAAGUGCCGCCGAGGAAAUUUUGGAGGUUACUCUCCGAAGCAGCAGACCGGCACCUGGGGAAGACGGCAAUCGCACCGCGUGCGAGAGUACCCAGACCCUAAACAUAGAGCAGCGUCCGCCCAACCCGACUCCAUCAUCCCAUCCUGCUGUACCGCAGCGCACGAAGAAGGUCACCCGGCGCCGUUCCGAUGGCUACUUAAAUCGCCGUCAACACUCCAGUGAUGAGGAGUCGCCAGUGGCACCAGGUGGAUCUGGCCUUAGUCUGGGCCUGUCCACACUGAGCGAGCAGCCCGAACCUGGCCCUCAUGCGCACUCCCAUCGUCACAGCUGCCAGCGCUGUGGAAAAAACAAGACAAAUAUUCGUCGGCAUGUGGAGAGAAUGCGACGGCACCUGGAGAACUCGCAGAUGUCCGAGGAGGACAUAAAGCGAGAGCUUCAGGAGUUCCUUACGUACCUGGAGCAACGCACCAAGUCGGUGGAGGCUUCUGAAUCGGGCAGCCAUGCAGUUUCGCCUCUGAGCGUGGACGCGAUCAGCGUGGCUGCCGGCGGAAGGUCACCGGAAAUGCCCAUAACCCCGACCAUUGAGUUCUCCCCAACGCAGGAGGAUGACAUUCGCUGGGACGACGAAGGCAUCCAUGUGUAUGCGGCGCCCUCAGACUAUGAGCCCGCCGCCUGCAUUGAUUCGCGCUUUGUAAACUUGGAAGACUUUGAGGAUUUAAAAGACUUGGAGGCAUUGACGGUGAAACAAUUGAAGGAGGUGCUUAUGCUGCACCGCGUCGACUACAAGGGCUGCUGCGAGAAGCAGGAACUGCUUGAUCGCGUCAGCAGGCUGUGGAAAACAAUGCGGGAGGCUCCAGCUGUGGAGAAACUGGCCACGGAUGAGCUGUGCAAAAUCUGCAUGGACGCGCCUAUCGAGUGCGUGUUUCUUGAGUGCGGCCACAUGGCCACCUGCACGAGCUGUGGCAAGGUGCUCAACGAGUGUCCGAUCUGUCGACAAUACAUCGUACGCGUCGUACGAUUCUUUAGGGCGUAAAAUACUGCGGACAAUGGUGUACAGCUGAUGCCCGAAUAUGCGGGACUACAACGUAUUAGUUUCCUUAAUCGACGCGCGUGCAACUAUUAUAAUAAUAUGUAAUCAUAAUUUGUAUGUUUUGGUUCUACUAAGUAUGUAGUAUGUUACCAGUAUAUACGCAGAUACCGCUUUCAAAGUGUAUUUAUCUAUUUCCAAAAUGUGAAAUACUUUGCUAUUUAUUUUGUUUGUUCUUGUUGUUUGUAUAAAUGAAACGAGAGGUUACAUCUAGAUAAACUAACAUUCCUAUAAGCCGCUAAAAGAAGAUUUAAAUCUGUUAUCAACAGUUGUGAACAAGAAAAACUCCUCUAGAUGCGAGCAUUUAACAAUAAAUAUUUUCAAAUA
Messenger RNA from Drosophila serrata, 2885 nucleotides. RefSeq lists its product as uncharacterized. Gene Ontology annotation, molecular function: ubiquitin protein ligase activity. The record is from RefSeq and is a predicted model, not a curated record. Gene Ontology annotation, cellular component: cytoplasm; plasma membrane. Gene Ontology annotation, biological process: protein K48-linked ubiquitination; negative regulation of extrinsic apoptotic signaling pathway via death domain receptors; proteasome-mediated ubiquitin-dependent protein catabolic process. NCBI's taxonomy places the organism in Eukaryota, Metazoa, Arthropoda, Insecta, Diptera, Drosophilidae.